Penicillium samsonianum is the source of this 633-nucleotide messenger RNA. RefSeq names its product EMI1 family protein. The transcript has a single exon. Bases 1 to 633 code for a protein of 210 amino acids. The record is from RefSeq and is a predicted model, not a curated record. NCBI's taxonomy places the organism in Eukaryota, Fungi, Ascomycota, Eurotiomycetes, Eurotiales, Aspergillaceae.
AUGGGCUGGCUGUGGGGAUCAAGUCCUAAGGAUGUUUCCAAGGAUAUUCCCAAGGAUAUUCCAUCCACAAUUCCUACAGAACCAGCAAAACAGAAUGCACCACCGAAGACCUUGACUCCCGACGAACAAGCCGACUUGGAAUUCAACCAAAUCCUGGCCGAUCUUAGAGCUGAGGAUGCGUCGCUCUCAAAACGAACUGGGCUUACCCCCGAUGGCAAUCCAUCGCCAGAAUCGCAAACACCUUCAUCACCCAUCUCUCCCGAGUCCCUCUACCAAGAUACCAUGUCCUGCCGCAAUGCCUUCGACUACGCUUUCUUCUGUCAGUCUUUCGGAGGCCAAUUUGUGAAUGUUUAUCGAUAUGGAGAACUACGGUCAUGCAGCGAUCACUGGGAUAAUCUAUGGCUGUGUAUGAAGACACGAACUUGGCCGGAAGAUUUGCGCAGGAGAGAGAUCCGAGACCACAACCGGAAGAAAUCGAUUAAGUACAAGACAGGCCCCAGCAGUGAGGAUGUCUGGGAUGUGCGGCUAGACCCAGCCAAAGACUCGUUCAAGGGAGAUUUUGCCGCAAUGUGGCAGGAGAUGAAGGCUGAAGAUGAAGCAGCGAAACAACAGGCGGAACAGACGGUUUCAUGA